AUGUUCCCGCGGAUCUGUUGCGCAGUGGCCGUGCUGACGGCGAUCACCACGGUAGCCACGGCGGGCGAAGCUGCUUUGCAGAGUAGAUGUGCCAGCAGGCCCAUUUACUACGCGUCGGAGUGUCUUGAGAUGGAAGAGUGUGCGUGGUGUUGCGAGAAACCUGUGGGGCGGCAGUGUUUCGACAAGUUGAGCUCAGCCUCCUCGGCGGCGGCAUGCGCCGCGUAUGCGAUUGUAAAUAAUACCAACACCACAUGCGGGGCCCUUUGCGAUGUGCCCCACGGCGACUGCGAAAGCUGCGAGGAACGAAACUGGUGCUACUUUUGCAUUUCCUCGUCCAUGUGUCAGCCGCCGUACGCGUCGUGCGCCAACGGCAAAGUCAUCCAGUCUUGCAGCAUGCGGGAGAAGAGAGAUGGAAAUGCCACGUACUAUUUCGAGAUUGUCGUCAGUGUGGGAGGGGCACUGAUGCUGCUCUCGUUCCUUGGCGGCGUGGUGCUGCUGUCCCUGCAGGCGCGUCGGCAGCAAAGGGAGGAGGAGCCCCAGUUGGACGACGAGGGAACACCGUUUCUCCGUGACGCCGGGUCCGCCGAGGACGCCGCAAUCGCCCGAAAUGAUGCGGCGGCUCCGUCGACGCCUGCUGCCGCGGCCGCCGAUGCCGCUCCCCCGCCCACAAGCGACACCCCCGCCGCCAAUCACAGUGCCGACGAGGACAACACCAACGACAAUGCGGGCCUUCGCAACACGACGCCUAGUGGCGCGGGUGGUGAUGAUGGGGGGCGGUCGGGGCCUGUCGCGGCGGAGGCUGCCGUGGGGUCCCCUGCAGCACACGGAGUUAGGGAGGGCGGGGCCGCAGAGGUGCAUCUGCUGACACCCCGCUCAGCCAAGGUGAGCACGACGGAUGAGGAUUCGGUUUGCUUUCUCUGCCUUGAGUCCAGCCCCUCGGUGACGUUUCUUCCAUGCUACCACACCUGCUGCUGUGAGGAAUGCAGCAACAAGCUACGCCCCACCCGCGGCGAUGUGUUGACGUGCCCGUUUUGUCGAACCAAGAUCGAGGCGAUGGUGAGCCUGCAUAGUGUCCUGGCGCACGCAGGCUUGUAG
Trypanosoma conorhini is the source of this 1095-nucleotide messenger RNA. RefSeq lists its product as uncharacterized. The record is from RefSeq and is a predicted model, not a curated record. Gene Ontology annotation, biological process: ubiquitin-dependent protein catabolic process; protein ubiquitination. The transcript has a single exon. Bases 1 to 1095 code for a protein of 364 amino acids. Lineage: Eukaryota; Euglenozoa; Kinetoplastea; Trypanosomatida; Trypanosomatidae. Gene Ontology annotation, molecular function: ubiquitin protein ligase activity.